AUGGCUGAGAAUAACUGCUCCUUGGCAACUGAAUUUAUCCUCAUAGGAUUUACAGAACACCCAGAUCUGAGGAUUCUUCUGUUUCUGGUGUUCUUUAUCAUCUUUCUGAUCACCAUGGUGGGGAAUCUUGGUCUCGUGGCAUUGAUAGUAACAGAGCAACGUCUUCACACACCAAUGUACAUCUUCUUGGGUAAUCUCGCUCUGAUGGAUUCCUGUUGUUCCUGUGCCAUUACCCCCAAAAUGUUGGAGAACUUCUUUUCUAAGGACAAGAUGAUUUCUCUCUAUGAAUGCAUGGUACAAUUUUAUUUUCUCUGUCUUGCUGAAAGUGCAGACUCCUUUCUCCUGGCAGCAAUGGCUUGUGAUCGCUUUGUGGCCAUCUGCAAACCACUGCAGUACCACAUCAUGAUGUCACAGAAACUCUGCAUUCAGAUGACCACAGGGGCAUACGUAGCUGGAAACCUGCAUUCCAUGAUUCACGUAGGGUUUCUGUUUAGAUUAACUUUCCGUGGGUCUCAUCAAAUCAAUCACUUUUUUUGUGAUGUUCUUCCAUUAUACAGACUCUCCUGUGUGGACCCUUAUAUCAAUGAAUUAAUGAUAUUUAUCUUUGGAGGAUCAGUUCAAAUAUUCACUAUUACCAUAGUAAUAAUUUCUUACCUUUAUAUCAUUUUCACAAUUUUAAAGAUGAAAUCUAAAGAAGGAAGAAAGAAAGCUUUAUCUACUUGUGCAUCCCACUUUCUCUCUGUCUCAAUAUUCUAUGGUUCUCUUCUCUUCAUGUACAUUAGACCGAAUUCAGUUAAUGAAGAAGACAAAGAUUUACCUGUUGCUAUUUUUUAUACUCUAGUGAUUCCUUUAUUAAACCCUUUUAUUUAUAGUUUAAGAAAUAAGGAAGUAAUAAAUGUUAUGAAAAAAAUUAUGAACAUAUCAUAA
Messenger RNA from Bubalus bubalis (water buffalo), 927 nucleotides. RefSeq names its product olfactory receptor 5K1-like. Gene Ontology annotation, molecular function: olfactory receptor activity; odorant binding; G protein-coupled receptor activity. NCBI's taxonomy places the organism in Eukaryota, Metazoa, Chordata, Mammalia, Artiodactyla, Bovidae. The record is from RefSeq and is a predicted model, not a curated record. Gene Ontology annotation, cellular component: membrane. Gene Ontology annotation, biological process: sensory perception of smell; G protein-coupled receptor signaling pathway. The coding region runs from base 1 to 927 and encodes 308 amino acids. The transcript has a single exon.